UUCGCUCGACCUCAGCCGGCUGCGGGAAGCGGCCAUUUUCUGGGAGAGCGGAGUAGCCGCCGAGUCUCUCUUCCCGUGGAGGACGGCCCCGGAAGGGCUGAGAGGUAGAGUCCGCUUGGUGCUGCGAACCGAGAGCUGGGCCGCCUGCGUGGCCGCUGCUGAGGAGGAUGCUUUUUUUCCCUACCACGGUGCAGCCUCAGGUCACAGUUCCUUUGAGUCAUCUAAUCAAUGCCUUCCAUUCGCCUAAAAGUCCAGCUCCAUCUUUCGCUGCAACAUCUACCCAGUGUGUGCAAAAGGAAGCAGCACCUGAAAAUGAUGUACAGAACAGUGAACCAGCACUUAACCUACGAGACCUAGGACUGUCUGACUUGAAAGCUAGCCAGCUUGAUGAACUAGUGGACAGGCUCCUUCCUGGCUUUUCUGCAGAAAAUAAAAUCUCUUCACACUGGCAAACAUCACAUAUAUCUGCACAGUCCUUUUUUGAAAAUAAGCAUGGUUUUGCUGAUAUAUUUAGUAUAUUACGCUCAUCUUACCCAUACAGACAGCAACCCAGCCCCCUCCGGAGUGUAUGUUCCGAUCUUCAGCGUUGGCCAGUGUUCAUUCAGUCUCGAGGUUUUAAAACUCUGAAAUCAAGAGCAAGACGGCUGCAAUCUACAUCAGAACGAUUAACUGAAACAGAAAAUGUAGCUCCUUCAUUUGUAAAGGGUUUUCUACUGAGAGAUAGAGGAUCUGAGAUUGAAAGUUUAGAGAAACUGGUGAAAACAAAAAACAUACCUGAAGCUCAUCUUGAUGCCUUUAAAACUGGCUUUGCAGAGGGCUUUUUCAAAGCACAGACACUUACACGAUAUACCUUAAGACGAACCCGUUUAUGGCUCUUGGUUCUGAUACUGUUUUGUAUUUAUACUGCGUCAAAAAUCCCAUUUUUAUCUGUGCGUUUUCGUGCAGUCCCUGGACUUGAUGUAGCAGUGGACCCUAUUCAGAUGAAAAAUGUCACCUUUGAACAUGUUAAAGGGGUUGAAGAAGCUAAGCAAGAGUUGCAAGAGGUGGUAGAAUUUUUGAAAAAUCCUCAGAAAUUUACUGUACUAGGAGGUAAACUUCCUAAGGGCAUUUUGUUGGUAGGACCACCUGGUACUGGCAAAACUCUUCUUGCCAGGGCUGUGGCAGGAGAAGCUGAUGUUCCUUUCUAUUAUGCCUCUGGUUCAGAAUUUGAUGAGAUGUUUGUUGGUGUGGGAGCCAGUCGCAUCAGGAAUCUGUUUCGGGAAGCCAAAGCAAAUGCACCUUGUGUUAUAUUCAUUGAUGAGCUGGAUUCUGUUGGUGGCAAAAGAAUAGAAUCUCCAAUGCAUCCCUACUCAAGGCAGACUAUAAAUCAACUCCUUGCUGAAAUGGAUGGCUUUAAACCCAACGAAGGAGUCAUCAUCAUUGGUGCAACAAACUUCCCUGAAGCAUUAGAUAACGCUUUAAUUCGUCCUGGCCGUUUUGACAUGCAAGUAACAGUCCCCAGACCAGAUGUUAGGGGCCGAACUGAAAUUCUGAAAUGGUAUCUUAAUAAAAUAAAGUAUGAUGAGUCUAUUGAUCCAGAAAUCAUUGCAAGAGGUACUGUGGGAUUUUCAGGAGCUGAACUGGAAAACCUUGUGAACCAGGCUGCAUUAAAAGCUGCAGUUGAUGGAAAGGAUAUGGUUACCAUGAAGGAGCUAGAAUUUUCAAAGGACAAAAUUCUUAUGGGUCCUGAGCGUAGAAGUGUAGAAAUUGAUGAAAAGAAUAAAACAAUUACUGCCUAUCAUGAAUCUGGGCAUGCACUUAUCGCAUAUUAUACUAAAGAUGCAAUGCCAAUCAACAAAGCAACAAUUAUGCCACGAGGACCAACACUAGGACAUGUGUCCUUGCUGCCAGAAAAUGACAGAUGGAGUGAAACUAAAUCCCAGCUACUUGCACAGAUGGAUGUUAGCAUGGGAGGAAGAGUAGCAGAAGAACUCAUAUUUGGAGGGGAUCACAUCACAACAGGUGCAUCUAGUGAUUUUGACAAUGCUACUCAAAUAGCAAGGCUCAUGGUAACUAAGUUUGGAAUGAGUGAAAAGCUUGGUGUCAUGACCUACACAGAUACAGGGAAACUCAGUCCUGAAACCCAGUCUGCAAUUGAACGAGAAAUAAGAACACUUUUAAAGGACUCCUAUGAGCGGGCAAAGAGUAUCUUGAAGAGCCAUGCAAAAGAACACAAGAAUUUAGCAGAAGCAUUGCUGACUUAUGAGACUCUGGAUGCCAAAGAAAUUCAGAUCGUUCUAGAGGGGAAAAAACUAGAAAUGUGAUGAUACUGUCCUUGUUAAGUGUUCUAACUGAUUACUUGCAAUAAUGCAAUAGUCUUCUUAUGCAGUGUAGCUUUCUUUUCCUCCUGAUGCGUGUGUGGUAAUAAUCAUACUUCUUAAGGAUAAACAACUUGUCUUGUGAGCUUUUGUUACAUUUUACAAAUGUUUGUCCUUUCUUAGAAAAAGACACAAGGAGAAAAUAAAGUUCCCACAGAUACAGGCGUAUAAUCUCAGGGUUUAAUCUGGCUUCUUUGAAAACUUCAAAUACUGAAGCUGAAUAAUAUGUUCUAAAUAUGCCUUCCCAGGCUAACUGCUCCACGGAGACUUGGGAAGCGUAGCUCUGUUCACUCUUGUGGCCUGAGACUUAUUAAAAUGGGACAAGAUUUACAGGUUGCAGAGGAAUUAUGUCUCUGUCUAGUUUAAUGCCAGAGGGCAGCUUAUAAAACCAUCAUUCACAAUUUAGGAGAAAAAGCAGGAGUAUAUAUUUAGCAGUUCAUACAGACUUCAGAAAGUUGAAGGCCAGAUAUUACUAUUAACAGAGCUACACUUUUCCUGCACUUCAUGCAUAUGCACAGUGUGGAAACCCUGUGAACAGAGCAAGAAAGCUGAUAAAAAUAGGGAUGCAUUCACAUCAUAUUUUGGGGGUGAGGAGACAUGUACUCAGUCUCAGCUGAGAAUAACUGCUUAGUCUCCUGUGAGGCAGCACUGGGAAAAUGUUUCCCAUCAUAUUUGAGUAAUAUACUGGUGCAACAGCAGUGCUUUGCUGCUGUCUGAACUGUUAGGUUUUUAAAAAAUUGUUGGGAGCCCUGCCAAUUUCCCCAUAGGACACAUGAUGGAGAGUAUUUUGGACUACUCUUCUACUUUUAGUCACAUUCCCUCUUCCAAUAAAUAUAAUUUUUUCUGUUUGAAGUUUGAAGUUUUUGAGACCGUACUAUAAGCACAUGCUGCCAAAUAGUAUAAUUAAAAUGUGCUCUAAAAUGCUCCAAUUGGGCCAGAGUGGAGUGCAGUGGGGGACAGUUGCGAACAAUAUUCAUACCUUUUCCAUGGAAUUAUUUUGUGUGGGCAGACAGGCAGUUGGUGGAUUACUCUCACAACUGUAGUGCCUGUACUUUCCAUUAGUGCUGUGCCAGGUAAUGGAAGAAACUUGGCAGUGAACUUCAUUUAAAACUAGGGCUAACAUGGCAUUUUGCUGUGAAUACAACUGACAGUGCAAUUAUUUUUGAAUUAGUUGAAAGCUCCUUUUACUUCAGCAAUCCCAGUAUUUAAGUGCAACUUUCUUUUAUUGCUUUUUCCAUUGUCAACUUAGUAACUCAAGGAAGGACCUCAAGACCAUUUCUUGAACCAGAAUUCCAAGCUGCUAUGCUGACACAUUGCAAGUGUAUUCUUCACAGUCAGAGAUGUGCAUAUGAAGCAUGCAUGGCACCUUUUUAAAAUAAAACAUUGUUUUAAUUAUGCAGAAUGCUUUUUCCAGUUUUUCCAACUAUAAAUUGCUUUAUCUUUGGUUUUCCUCGUAUGUAAAUUGAGGUGUAUAAAACAUAUCUUAAACCUGUAAAUAAAUUUGGGAGUUAAGCAGAA
Messenger RNA from Varanus komodoensis (Komodo dragon), 3875 nucleotides. RefSeq names its product YME1 like 1 ATPase (gene YME1L1). Bases 168 to 2303 code for a protein of 711 amino acids. Gene Ontology annotation, molecular function: ATP hydrolysis activity; ATP-dependent peptidase activity; metalloendopeptidase activity. The transcript is spliced from 19 exons. Gene Ontology annotation, cellular component: mitochondrial inner membrane. Gene Ontology annotation, biological process: mitochondrion organization; protein quality control for misfolded or incompletely synthesized proteins. The record is from RefSeq and is a predicted model, not a curated record. Lineage: Eukaryota; Metazoa; Chordata; Lepidosauria; Squamata; Varanidae.